Olea europaea var. sylvestris is the source of this 1701-nucleotide messenger RNA. Its product is annotated as deoxynucleoside triphosphate triphosphohydrolase SAMHD1 homolog. Gene Ontology annotation, molecular function: dGTPase activity. The record is from RefSeq and is a predicted model, not a curated record. Bases 467 to 1612 code for a protein of 381 amino acids. The transcript has 16 exons. Gene Ontology annotation, cellular component: nucleus. Gene Ontology annotation, biological process: dGTP catabolic process. NCBI's taxonomy places the organism in Eukaryota, Viridiplantae, Streptophyta, Magnoliopsida, Lamiales, Oleaceae.
AGAAAUUUGCAUCUGAUGAAAAUUUAGGUUCACUUGAGUAAUUUAAACGUAAUAUCACCUGAUUUUGUGGAAUUUAUUGUCUUCAUACAUAGCAUGAAUAUUGGUUUUGGUACGUCAGUGAAGCUUUUGAAGCAGAGAUGUCAAGUUAUUCCUUUGUUUGAGACGUUUUUCCUUCAUUUUUCAUUUUCACGUUCAAAUGGUUUUCACUUAAGUAAGUUAAACGUAAAAUCACCUGAUUUUGUGGAAGUUAUUGACUUCAUACAUAGCGUGUAUAUUUGGUUUGCGUGUUUUGGUACGUUAUUGGAGCUUUUGAAGCAGAGAUGUUAAGUUAUUUCUCUGUUUGAGACUUUUUUCCUUCAAUUUUCAUUUUCAUGUUUAAAUUGUUCAUUCUCGGAGUUUUCAGUUGUUAUAUUUUGCAAUUUGGAAUGGAGAAAUUUGAAUUUGGUUUUAGAUCGAUGCCAUUAAUAUGGAUCUCUCAUUAAAGUUUAUUGACACUGAACAAUUUCAGAGACUUCGUGAUUUGAAGCAGCUCGGUUUAACAUACAUGGUUUAUCCAGGGGCUGUGCAUUCUCGGUUUGAGCAUUCAGUUGGUGUCUAUUGGCUGGCUAGUGAAGCUAUACACAGAUUGAAAACCUAUCAAGGAUUAGAACUUGGUAUUGAACGCUGUGACAUACAAACAGUAAAACUUGCUGGUCUACUACACGAUGUGGGUCAUGGGCCAUUCAGCCACAUGUUUGAGCGCGAGUUUCUACCCCGGGUUCUCAAUGGCCUGAAAUGGUCUCAUGAAGAAAUGUCUUUGAAGAUGAUAGACUACAUUAUUGAUGAACACAAUAUAGAGAUUGAUUCUGAAAGUCUUAAGAAAGUCAAGGAAAUGAUAAUUGCUUCUGAAAAUUCUACAUCGAAAAGCUCCAACGAAAAACAUUUCUUGUAUGACAUUGUUGCUAAUGGGCGUAAUGGAAUUGAUGUGGACAAAUUUGACUACAUUGUCCGUGACUCCAGGGCUUGUGGUCUUGGCUGCAAUUUUCAGUUUCAGAGGGUUUUAGAAACUAUGCGAGUAAUAGAUGAUGAGAUAUGUUACCGUUCUAAGGAAUAUCUUACAAUCCACAAAUUAUUUGCUGCUCGGGCAGAUUUGCAUCGGACAGUAUAUACGCAUGCAAAAGUGAAGGCUAUAGAACUCAUGUUCGUUGAUGCUAUGACAAAAGCAAAUGAUUAUCUGCAAAUUGCAUCAUACAUUGAUGAUCCAGCUCAAUACUGGAAGUUAGACGACACAAUAAUGAAAACCAUUGAAACUUCUUCCCAUCAAGAGCUGAAGGAAUCUAGAGACCUAAUUCUUCGCAUACGGAGAAGGGAUCUUUACCAGUUUUGUAACGAGUUCGCUGUUCCAAAGGACAAGCUGGAGCACUUCAAAAAUGUUACUCCUCAAGAUAUAAUUUGUUCGCAGAAUUCUAGUCGCCCUGCGCUGCGGGAGGAUGAUAUUGCGGUGAGCAAUGUCAAAAUUGAUCUUACUCGUGGAAGGAAGAAUCCACUUGAAAGGUACUUCAGUGAUACUUGGCUAAAGAUUUUCAAUGUAGAUUCACGACUGACAUUUCUACAGAGUCACUCUAAAUUUUGAUUUAACUUUUGCUGCGUUCAUGUGCUUUUCUCUUCACCAGCAUCAACUUUUUCCAGGUACAAAUCUUCCUUUCCAAGCUUAAAAAUUUU